AAAUUUUCUUAUUUAUUGUUAUUCACUCAAUUAUAUUUUACAAAACUAACAGAAAAUCUAAAAUUGGUUAAAAAUUAUAAAAGAAGGAACGAAAAGCAAAGUAAUUGAACAACAAAAAAUAAAAAGAUUGUAGAGCUGCACAUACCAGAGAACGUAUAUGAUAUACGUUCUCUGCUUAAACGCAAGUAAAAAUAAAUUGUACAAGAUCUUUCAGCUGCUAUUGUGAAUGAAAUGUAGAGAAAAUCGGAUUUUGUAUACUUCCCACACCAAAAGCCGCGUUUUCAACAUAUAACUUUUUCAGCUAACAACAGAAAAUUGUUAAUAAUUAAAAUUACUAAGAGGUAUAAUUGAAACAUUUUAAAAAUGACUUCCGCAUUAGCUUUAUUUUUAAGUCAGAGGGAUUUUUUAGGGAUCUAUGUAUUUAUAGCAUAGAACGGUAUUAUACGUUCUCUGUUUAUAGUUUAAAGUUUUAUGAACGCGCAACACUGUCAUUUCUAAAUACACAAACACUGUCACACAAAGCUGCCGCUAAUAAAAGGGAACGUCAAAAUUAGGAUUUUUAGUUUUCGUAUUAGCAACGUUUUGCACAAUUUGUUUAAUAAGUUUUAAUUAAACCUUAAUAAAAAUGGAUGUUCGUCCAAAUCAAACAAUUUACAUUAAUAAUCUAAAUGAAAAGAUUAAGAAGGAAGAACUGAAAAAAUCACUGUACGCCAUUUUUUCACAAUUUGGACAAAUACUAGAUAUAGUGGCGCUAAAAACGCUCAAAAUGCGUGGUCAGGCAUUUGUAAUUUUUAAAGAAAUUGGUAGUGCGUCAAAUGCGCUACGAACUAUGCAAGGAUUUCCAUUUUAUGACAAACCAAUGCGCAUCGCUUAUUCUAAGACCGAUAGUGAUAUAGUGGCCAAAAUAAAAGGCACAUUUAAAGAGCGUCCAAAGAAGGUUAAACCACCAAAGCCGGCACAAGCCACCGAGGAUAAAAAGGAUAAAAAGAAGAAGGCGGCAAAUGCUGAAAAUACGAAUCCUAAUACACAAACUGAACAACCACCCAAUCAAAUUCUUUUCCUCACCAACUUGCCGGAGGAAACAAAUGAAAUGAUGCUGUCUAUGUUAUUCAAUCAAUUCCCUGGCUUCAAAGAGGUGCGUUUGGUGCCAAAUCGUCACGAUAUUGCCUUCGUAGAAUUUGCCACCGAAUUACAAAGUAACGCUGCCAAAGAGGCGUUGCAAGGUUUCAAAAUAACACCUUCACAUGCUAUGAAGAUCACCUUUGCCAAAAAGUGAAAACCCAAUCACAGGCUUGAGGGCAUCUUCACGAUCUAUAUAUUUAAAUUUAACAUAACAGUAGUGUUCUUUAUGGCUACCCUCACACGGUGUGCUCGAUUAUGUGCAUUCAUUUUGCUAAUAGUUAGAAUUCAACACAAUGAAAUAGUAGCUGUAACAAAACAUAGCUGCUAAAUAAUGAAUUGAUUAAAGUUAGUUUCCUCAAUAUCCCUUUUAAUAAACAUUUCAAUAUACUUUUAUAAAUUAUACUAGUUCAUAACUUGCACAAUGACGUGUGAGGGUUAAUCUUCUGAUAAUCUGAAGUUAUAUAGUACAUUUAAGUGUACCAUAUUUCUUCUGGAAAUAAAGUGCAUGCCAUGUUUGGCAGUGGAAUGUAAUAAA
Messenger RNA from Bactrocera oleae (olive fruit fly), 1657 nucleotides. It is a transcript of the gene snf, whose product is annotated as U1 small nuclear ribonucleoprotein A snf. NCBI's taxonomy places the organism in Eukaryota, Metazoa, Arthropoda, Insecta, Diptera, Tephritidae. Gene Ontology annotation, biological process: mRNA splicing, via spliceosome. Gene Ontology annotation, cellular component: U1 snRNP. The record is from RefSeq and is a predicted model, not a curated record. Gene Ontology annotation, molecular function: U1 snRNA binding.